Molecule: messenger RNA, 1191 nt
Organism: Exserohilum turcica Et28A
Lineage: Eukaryota; Fungi; Ascomycota; Dothideomycetes; Pleosporales; Pleosporaceae
Exons: 6
Coding region: 1-1191 (396 amino acids)
Source: RefSeq, a predicted model, not a curated record
AUGUUAGCCUCGAUGACGUCUAACUCACUUUCUGAUAGUCCUGCCAACUCCAGUAUUGAUCGACGCUUCUGGGGCCUCGAUUCUGCUCAGUCUGCCGAAUUGAUCCGCUUGUACGAGGACGGGAAAACCCUCGCGGCCAGGCGCCUCAACAUACAAGAACAUCUCGAAGAACACAAGAAGAGUCUCUUUGGAGAAGACUGGCCGGAAAUCACCCAUGCAAUGAUCCAUGAGGCUCGACUCAGGGACAGUGCGUCCGAGGGACGAUAUGAGGCUGAGCUAUUGAAAGAGCAUGCCGAGGAUCAACGGCUAUUGAUGGAUGAAGACGAAAAGACCAUGGAAAUCGAACGACGGCUGAGGGUCAUUGACAGUCAACUUGAUUCCAUCGCCGAAGCAUGUUCAGACUUGGAACUGCGUCCGUCUUUUACAUCGCCCAUCCUUGCACGACUUCCACGCGAGCUUCGCGAUUACAUCGACGAGGAUAUCGAGCGCCUAGAUGCGGCCAUCUCAUUCAUUCCAUAUGUAGUUACAGUCCACGAUCAGCCUGCUGUGGAUUUACUGGAUCUCCCUGUGCCACGAUACGCGAAUUCAAGCUUUGUGGGAAACGAGUUUGCAUCAGAAGUCGCAAUGAGAUACUUCAGAGCUUUGACUGGUGCAGCAAUUGACUACCGCUGUGUCCGAGCCCACCUGAAUCGCAGCUAUUUCGGACCCAUGCAUUUGACCAUGAAGGACGUCAUCAAAAAUGUCGUCAUGACCAUAAGCAGAGUGGCUUACUGCAGUUACGGGACAAAAGUGUUUGCGGCCGACGCUCUGGCAGAUAGUCUCGAGAGCCUCUUUAUCCUAAAAGACCAUCGAAACCUGCCCAUUGAAAUCUAUCUGGAUCACACGCUGCAGUACAAACCGGCCUUGUUUGAGAUUCUCGAGAUCAUCAGACCCAUGUUCCUCCAAUUCCGAGAUGCCAAAAUGAACGUCAAGGUUUUGGGCUACGAUUUCUUCAAUCCAAUUGACGACCGUUCCCAGGAUGUCUUUUCAGAACAGCUGAAUUACUACUUUGACCUUUCGCCGGAAGAGUGGCUCGACAUGAAGGCUGAGGAGAUCAAAGCAAUCCCCGACAAAAAGCAACGGAUGGCUUGCAAGGGCCUGAUACUGGAAACAGAUAUUGCGGGCGAUGCGAACGAAUUUGGCGUUCGUUAA